Messenger RNA from Oncorhynchus mykiss (rainbow trout), 1972 nucleotides. RefSeq lists its product as uncharacterized. Lineage: Eukaryota; Metazoa; Chordata; Actinopteri; Salmoniformes; Salmonidae. Gene Ontology annotation, molecular function: DNA-binding transcription factor activity, RNA polymerase II-specific. Gene Ontology annotation, cellular component: nucleus. Gene Ontology annotation, biological process: regulation of transcription by RNA polymerase II. The record is from RefSeq and is a predicted model, not a curated record.
UUGUGUAGCAUCACCACUAUCCAUCUUGUUUAGCGUCUCUUCUCUCCUUGUGUCUAUGAUAAUACAAUCACAUGUAAACUAGAGUGUAACGGUCAAAAACCUGCAUUUGUAACACAAUUCAUCUUUGAAGUGAGCCGAUCUACGCCCCCUGUUUAAAGAGAUAACCAUGGAUCUACACUAGAAUAAACAAUUACAAGCCCAAAAGGAUUCAGAAAUGGAUUUUGGCGAGAACGCCGGGUCUGAGUCGGAAUCAGACUACCUUCCUAGUCCCACUGCCCCAGAACCUGAACCCAAUGUGACUGUGAAGGAAGAGGAAGAGGAGGGACAUAGUGACAUGGUUGACCCAGACCACCUCUCAGGUCUCGCCGCGGCAGAAAGACCCAGAUUUAAUAUGAUUAUCAAAGAAGAGGAGGAGGAGGAAGAUGAUGAAGCAGAAGCAGAGGAAGAUGAAAUGGUUUACCCGGGAGACAUGAUAAAGUUGGACCCAGACUAUCUUCCAGAAGUGACCGUGGCAACAGGGCAACCACAGCACCAGAAGAAGAAGGCUGCGAAGAAACUUCAUCCAUGCCCUGACUGUGGGAAGACAUUUGACAGACCAUCACACCUAGAGAGACAUGAGAAUACCCACACCAGAAUCAAGAAGCUGGCCCCCGACUACACUUGUUCUUACUGUGGCAAGAUCUUCGCUAAACCGUCAAAGCUUGCUCGGCACGAGCGAGGACACACCGGAGAGAAACCGUACUCUUGCUGCAAGUGCGGGAAGUGCUUCGCCGAGCCAGGGCACCGGAAGAGCCACGAGUUGACGCACAAUGAAGAGAGACCGUACACCUGCGCCGACUGCGGGAUAGGCUUCUUCAACCAGUCCAAGCUGCAACGGCACCAACGCACACACACGGGUGAGAAACCGUACUGCUGCACCGAAUGUGGGAAGACCUUUGCUCGGUCAGGAGGCCUAAAGACUCACUGGCUAAGCCACACUGGAGAGAGACCAUACCUCUGCUCCGACUGUGGGAAAAGCUUCUUCAGCUCUGGGGACCUGAAAGUCCACCACUUGACCCAUACCGGAGAGAAACCACACUGCUGCUCCGUGUGUGGGAAGGGUUUCGCGCAGAGGGGGAACAUGCGGGCUCAUGAACGGUCUCACUCGGGGGAAAGGCCUUACAGCUGUGCCGACUGCGGGGCCAACUUCGCCCAUUCUAACUAUUUAAAGAUACACCGGCGCAUUCACACGGGAGAGAGACCCUUCCCUUGCCCUGUCUGCGGCAAGAGGUUUAUUCUAUCCGGGCACCUCGGAAGACACCAGAAAACACACAUACCCAAAAACAACACUUAGGAGAACACACAUAUCCAAACACACACGGGGACACACUCAUGAGCUUACUGAAGUAUAUUUUAUUUGCAUAUAAUCAUGAACUACAAUGAAACGGAUUUAGAACAAAAAAUAAAAUACAUGGUAAAAGUCCUGAGAGAGCGAGGGUAAGGGAUGCUCCCCCGUGAAGCUCCGCCCUCAACACUUCUCUUUCCAUACUGUGUCCCAAAUGACACCCUGUUCCCUAUAUGGUGCACUACCGGGUCAAAGGUCAAACCUAUAUAGAGCAGAGGUUGCCCAUUGGCCUGUUCCACUGUUUUAAUCUAAACAUUGUAUAGAAUUUAUUUGGCAGGUUGUUGUGUGUGUGUGUGUGUGUGUGUAUAUAUAUAUAUAUAUAUAUAUAGUGUGUCUUUGUCCUGAACUUUUUUGGUGGUUUUCAUAAUGUGAGAGCUCUGGUGAGUAAGGUUUCUAUAUUGUAGUUAGUUACCUGUAAACCACAGUUUCGGCCUCUCCUGAUAGGCAAAGUCUCUUCAGAUAAUUUAAGCACGACUUUUUCCACAUUUUGUUACGUUACAGCCUUGUUCUAAAAUGGAUUAAAUUGCCCCCCCCCCCUCAAUCUAUACACAAUACCCCAUAAUGACAAAGCAAAAAGGCCUGUCUCAC